CGCCCAUGGAUGGAGCUGCAGCCAUCUGUCUGUCUGUCUGGGUGGGCGGGUAUGUAUUUUUGUCUUGGGCGUAGAAAUGGCAUCUCAGUCAGACCGUAUAACACACAAGACACACAAGACACACAAAACACACAAAUACGGCACAAAAGACAGACAGACAGACCGCCAUCGCCCCUCCUAUCUAGCUCCAUCAUCUAUCGCUGGGCGCCAUCGAUCGUUUCUCUCAGCCACAGCUGCAAUGGUGACACAGGGAUGGCUGGCACCGCUUCGGUCACACACACACACAACACACACACACACACGCCAUUGAUUGCACAUCCACUGCUGAGGUGAGGUGGGUGUUCGGUGCGCACACUGACUUGGGAAGUCGGCUGCCAUCUGCAGACUGAUCCCAGCAUAGUAGCCAUUGAAGGCGAGCCUGACGAUGAAUCGCAGCCCUCCAGGGCUGGAAUGGUGUGAAGCAGCUUGCGGAUGGUCAUGAUGCCGUAGAUGGGAUUGGGCAGCUGGGGGGCGACGUCGGCGAGCGGCUUGAACGAAAACGGCGACGCGAAGAGGACGGCAAACUCCUGCAAAGAGAAGAGAGGCACGAGAGGAAAUACACAGGCGACAUGAUUGGUGUGCUGUUCAUAUAUCUGUCGACUGUAUGGUGUGUGCACUGCACAUACUGGCAAGGCCUGCUCCAUCAAAAAACGACUCAGCGCAUGUUUCGCUGCGUCGAUGUACUUGAGGCCGUAUUCGCUAUAUGCUGCAUCGCCUUCGCCGGAUGCUGCCCAGAAGGCGCCGUAAGGGAAGCGAAGGCAGACCUUCGCCGCGACCGAGUGGUAGUCCGGGAAAGGGAGCUGCAUCAAGCGCCUGCACCACCGGACCGGGUCGUCGCAGACGGGGUCGGGCAGCAGCCCGUCCAUGACGCCCUUCUUGAAUGGCAGCAUGCCAUGGACGCCCUUGUCAUGGACGCCCUUCCCGUAUGACAGCAGCACGAUCGUCCAGAAGAUGAGAACCAUGAGCCGGAGGACGAAGAAGCCCCACAGGUCCUGCAGCGACGGGAUGAGCAUCGAAGCGAGCGGGGGGACCGUCGGGUACACGCUGCAGUGCGGACACGCAAUUGAUACAGACAGAGAAUGAAUAGAAGUCGGUCGCUCGGUGCGGAUGGAUGGAUGGAUGGCUGUGAUGCUGUGCGACGCGCCAUUUGUGUACCUCCUGCAGAUCUCACAGCGGGCCGGAUCUUGGCCUGAGAGAGAACACACGAAUGAAGCCACGGUGCCACCAGCCCAUCCAUCUAUCCAUCCAUCCAUUCUCACUCGCUGACUUACUCAUGUUACGCCAUUUCUCGAGGCAUUUCCAAUGAGCGAUGCGGCACUUGCACGGUUUCUCAAGUAUGCCCUCCGCCGAGCCGCCCCAGCAGAUGAAGCACAUCUGAUCCUCCAUUGUCGACGUCAAAGCUCACACGCGAGGACUUGCGGGAUCACGUUC
Messenger RNA from Vitrella brassicaformis, 1470 nucleotides. The record is from the annotation of a GenBank genome assembly. NCBI's taxonomy places the organism in Eukaryota, Vitrellaceae.